Messenger RNA from Polistes dominula (European paper wasp), 3195 nucleotides. RefSeq names its product SCY1-like protein bma (gene bma). The record is from RefSeq and is a predicted model, not a curated record. Gene Ontology annotation, biological process: protein phosphorylation. NCBI's taxonomy places the organism in Eukaryota, Metazoa, Arthropoda, Insecta, Hymenoptera, Vespidae. Gene Ontology annotation, molecular function: ATP binding; protein kinase activity.
UAUUCUCUUUAGUGUGUUACGUCACGAAACGCGCCGCGUCGUCGAUUCGCGUUGACAGUAUACAUUCAGCACGUAACUCUCGGCAACAGACGAUACACGAAGAAAGAGAUUUGUUUUGUCGGAGUGGAUGAAAUCUAUUAAAGUUACAUCAUGUUUGCAAAAUCUAAAAGCAGCAGUUCGUCGUCCCAAUUUCAAUUAACAAAUCCAAUAAGAAAUUUCUGUGACAUUGGCAAACAAACCGCUACUGCGGGACCAGAACAUAUUUGGCGUAUCUACGAUGCUUACCGUAAAGAGGAUGGAAAGGUAUAUAAAGUUGAAGAAUGUCCUGAAACAUUAGCUUUUGCCUCAGAACCAGUUUUAGCUAGUCUUGCUAACGUUUUAGCAUCACAAGAUCAACAAGAACUUAACAGACAAAAUUUGUCACAAAGCAAUCGUCCGUGUUAUGUGAAAGAUUAUGAUUUAUUGGAGAUUGAAAUUAAAUAUGGUUUGUUACAGAUUACUGAAGCAUUACUAUUUCUUCAUAACAGUUGUCAUCUCAGAAUUCUUCAUAGAAACGUUUGUCCAAGUAAUAUUAUAAUAACGAAAAGAGGAACAUGGAAACUUGCCGGAUUUGAAUUUAUAAAGGUUAUCAAUAAGAUACCAUUUGAAAUAAAGCCAUGGACAAGUAGUAAGUCAAAGAUGGCACAACCAAAUUUGGAUUAUUUAGCACCGGAAACUCAACAAAAAGAAUUAAUAGAUAGUUUUGCUAGCGACAUGUAUAGUCUUGGAAUGACAAUGUGUGCUAUCUUCAAUCAUGGCAGACCAUUGAUUCAAGCCAAUCACAAUUAUUCUGAAUACCUGAGACAAAUAGAAAAUCUCGACGAUCAGGUAGAACUCUUUCUACCCUCGGUAACAUUUGCCCUAAGAGAAGCAGUUCAAAGACUUCUACAAAAGGAUGUUAAUCUAAGGCCUACAGCUCAAGUUUUAUCGAUGAUCAAAUAUUUCCGGGAUCCACUAGUGCACGCCUUUCAAUUUCUGGAUGUUAGCAAGUUAAAGGACAUAUCGCAAAAGGAACAUUUUUAUACAACGACCCUGAAGGAAUUUUUGCCGUAUGUACCGAAGAAACUAUUGUAUCAACACAUUUGGUGGUAUCUUCGGGCUGAGUUGCAGACCCAGGAAGUCUUAUCGGCGGUCCUGCAGCCGAUCUUAUACAUCAUUGAAAAGAGUACUAAAGAAGAGUUCGAGAAAAUAAUCUUUCCAACUUUGAGACCGCUCUUCUUGAACCGAAAAUCAAUUAAUGGUACCGUUAUAAUGUUAGAAAAUUUACAUGUAAUAUUGAAGAAGACGCCCGAGGAAUAUAUAGAUUCGGAAGUUUUAAAAAUGUUGUAUAACAGUUUUGAGAAUUCAACGAUACAAGUGCAGACGGCCGCUUGCAUAGCCGUGACCAAAGUAACAGAUUAUAUCAACGACGAUGCUAUCAAAACUAUAAUACUACCGAAGAUACUCCAGGCCUUCGACAAUAAGACUGUCGACGAAUGCGAAUUGGUGAAAGUGAUUUACUGUAUUUUAAAUCGACUCGAGAAACAAAGAAUCAUAGACUACGUCUUACCCCUUCUCAGCAGGGUUAAUCUACAAGAACCCGAGAUUGUUGUUCGGGUUGUAAAUAUUUACACGUUGAUGCUUACCGAUAAGAAAUACGGUCUGUCAGUGAAUUGGAUGGCAACUCGUGCGUUGCCAUCGUUACUUCCACAAACGGUCAAUCCUGGAUUGAAUUUGGAUCAAUUCGUUGCACUUUUCCAAGUGCUUCAAGAAAUGUUGAAUCAUAUAGAAAGGAAUCAAAGAAAUAAACUCACCCUGGACAAUCUCUCUUUACCGAGUCCGGACAGAUUUCGGACUUUCCGACAUCAACAUAGUACGGACAACAUGCACGUUCCACCAUUUAACAUUCCGAAUUUACGUAUUGAUCAACGAAAAACUUCAUCGGCUGAAGAUAUGGCAAGAAAAAAUAGCAUGACUGAACCAGAUAGGACAGCAUCUGCUGAAAAUAUGGCCCGAAAAAAUUCAAUAAUGUCCAAUUUCGGAGGGUGGUUUGCAUCAACGGUGAACGAUAGUAAUUUCUUAAAAGUGCAUAACGCCUUCACGAGUAGACGUCUUUCAGAUAAUACUUUAAUGACACCUAAAAUACGAGUAGCACCAUCUUGCGCAAGUUCUCCAGGUGGAACACCUGGUGGUGGUUUACCUAUACGUCGACAUUCGACUCAAGAACGACGUGGAUCAACUAUUAAUCUUUCACCGCCGACGGGAGGCGGAAUGCCAAUAACAAGUAGUAGCGUGCCGUAUCUUCUCAGUUCGAGUAUGAAUAGUAUUCGAGGAUCAAGGCGUCCCUCGGUAUCAUCGACCUCAUCCCAACAAGGACUUCUUCACCAGGUUGGCAACAGCAUGUAUCAAUUCUUCAAUAGACAAACCGACGCAUGAAAUGUACAAUCAGAAACUAAGGAGAGAUAGGGGAACUAUCAUUAAAUUAUACUUCCGAAGUAGAAGAAUACUCAUCUUUUUGGAGAAUUUAGAAGCAGUACAUCGUGCAAAUUGUAAACGUAAAUUGCAUUUUCUAAUAUUAUUGAUUAUUUGGUACGAUCAGAAGGUGAAGAUAGGUUGUACAAAUUCGAGCCUUGCUAAGAGAAAGUAUUUGAUGUCACAAUGAUAUGAAAAAAUAGGAAUAUACAAAUUUAAUUCACAUUUCAAAAAAAGAAAUUGAUCUUCCUUUGACAAAAAUCUACUUCUUUCAAAUAUCUACAUUUUUCAACGAGAAUUAUACACACACACACACACACAAAAUAUAUAUAUAUAUACAAUGGUUCGUCGUUCAUUAAAUGGAGAAAUACACCGUUACAGUGAGAAUAUGGUGGUCGUGUUUUCAGUAGACGAACUUUCUUCUUCUUCUUCUUCUUCUUCUUCAAAAGAAAAAUAUCUUUUUUUCUCUUUUUAAAUGUUUCAUCGUAUAAUACUGGAACAUAUGUUGGCCUCCGACAGCUAAAUCAGCUGACAAAUUCACUAUUCAAUGUUGUAUACAUGUACACACGUGUAUCUACGUGUGUAUAAUAAUUAAUUCCUCGUUCUAAAAAUUCUUUAUUGAUCGAUAAUUCGUUUAUUUGACUUGUUUCGAAUCACUUCGAUAUUUAUCUAUUAAACAUACAUUUAAUAAUUCAAUAUUUUUUG